AUGAAUGAAAGCACCGAGUCCAAAGUUGAAAACACUGUUGCCAACGUCAAGGACGAAGAAGUAAAAUUAAUAAUUGAAAAAUUUUAUGGUUUAAAAGAUGGCGACAUAAAAAGAUUAUUGGGUUACGAUGAUUUAAACUUUCAAUACUCAUCUCCCAAAAAUAAUAAUCCAUACAUAUCAAAAAUAUGGCCCCACGGAUACGUAUUAAAAAUAAUGAAUUCAUUUGAUUCGAAAAACGUUGAAUUAACCGAAUUUCAAAAUAAAAUAUUGCUUUUUUUAAAAGAACACAAUAUUUGUGCACCUGUGCCUGUUAAAAAUUUAAUGGAAAAAUAUUACAUUAAAAUAAAAAUUCCCCUUAAAUAUAAAUCCGAAACGUGUCAGAAAGAACACAUAGUAAGACUUUUAAAAUUUCAACCAGGGAUUCUUUUUUUAAAUAUACCGAAAUCUUUUGAUAUUUUUUACUUAAUAGGAAAAUUCACAGCUAAACUCGACAAAGUUUUAAAGAAUUUUACGUUACGUUCUAAUCUUACGUUUGAAUCAAAAUGGUAUCUUCAAAAUGCGCCAAUUUUAUUAAAAUAUAUUAAUUUGGUGAAUAAUUUGAGUCAUAGAAAAAUAGUUCAAAACGUUAUUGAAGAAUUUAUUUCUAAAGUUUUAUCGCAACAAAAUACAUUUGAGAAAGGUGUAAUUCACGGAGACAUAAAUCCACAUAAUAUUUUGAUGUCACAAAAUGAGGAAGGAAAGUGGGAUGUGGCAGCCAUUUUGGAUUUAGGGGAUUCGCAUUUUUCAAAUUAUUUUUUUGAAUUGGCCAUAACAAUUACGUACAUGAUGUUAGAAUGUAAAAGACAUAAUUUAGAUAUUAUAGUUGGCGCGGGUCACGUGUUAGCCGGUUUUUUAAAUAUAUGGCCGGAUUUUAACAUUAACUACAACACACGAAUUUGUCAAAGUCUUGUAUUAGGUUUACAUACUUUUUCUUUACAUCCAGAAAAUACCUACGUUUUGGAUAGCCAAGAUGUUGGUUGGUCUGUCCUUGAGACACUUUGGCAAACGCAGGAAGAAUAUUUAGCUGAAAUUUGGGGAUCUGUAAUAGAUUCAUACAGUACAUAA
Molecule: messenger RNA, 1104 nt
Organism: Pediculus humanus corporis (human body louse)
Lineage: Eukaryota; Metazoa; Arthropoda; Insecta; Psocodea; Pediculidae
Exons: 4
Coding region: 1-1104 (367 amino acids)
Molecular function (GO): amino acid kinase activity
Source: RefSeq, a predicted model, not a curated record